GCGACCACGCGAUCUGAUUGGCUGACCGACCGUUUUAUCAUCAUUGUACCAAUCCGCAGCUGCCUGGUAGACCGGUAAAGGUGGAAUGUAAUGGGCUGGGCUGUUGGGGGAUCUACUUUUUGACGAAUGGGAUCGUAGAUAAUGAAAACCGUAUUUUUUUUUAACCAUAAAAUGAUAAAAAUCGACAUAAAACUGAUAGAAAACGUUCAAUGGUUUCUUUAGUCUACUUUAAAAGUAGGUCGGCAGUUGAUUCUUAUCACAGGUUAUGAGCGAGUGUGAAGGGUUGCUACACAAUGACUUGCACCUUCCGCAAAACCCGACAGUCUAGUAUUGUAACUUCCUUGCAGCGUGUGGGCGAUGAAGUUUUUAUUUUAUUUAAAUAUGCGGAAGCGAUCGCGCUUUAAACUUUUAACAUACCUUGCUGUCGCUGGAUUAAUAACACUUUUAGUUAUUUUCGCUUUCAACAGCACAGUACUUUGGCCGUCUCUUCCGAAGAAGACUCCAACCCCUAAAAACCUCCAUGAUGUGAUCUCACCGUCAACAUACAGAUUCAUUCUGAACCAGCCAGAACUGUGUGAGAACAAGAGUCCUUUCCUGGUUCUUAUGAUCCCAGUGACUAUCAACGGCAUAGAGGCGAGGACUGCUAUUAGAAACACAUGGGGUCAAUAUGGCUUGAUUCCCGGUGUGAAUAUUUUGCAUUUGUUUAUCAUUGGUCAGCCCGAACAAAGCGACCCAGUACUGCAGGAGCACCUUGAGAGGGAGAGCAAGGAUUAUGGUGACAUUAUUCAAAUGGAUUUUGUGGACAGUUACCAUAAUCUCACAAUAAAGACAAUGAUGAUAAUGAACUGGAUAGCCACCUACUGCCAGAGUGCUUGGUAUACCAUGAAGAUCGAUGCAGAUGUCUUUCUCAAUGUGCGUUACCUGGUGGACUACCUGCAUGACCAGGGCGAGUCCUCAAGGAAAGACUACAUCACUGGAUCCGUCAUCUCAGAUGCUGUUCCUCACAGGGAGAGCUUCAACAAAUGGUAUAUCCCAGAGGAUCUUUACCCAGGCACAUGGUAUCCUCCAUACGUGUCUGGAGCUGCGUAUGUCUUUUCCACUGACCUGGCCAGAAAAAUAUUAUGGGCCUCUAGAUUUGUGCGGCCAGUUCCACUCGAAGAUGUCUAUGUGGGGAUGUGCCUGCAUGUCCUGGGUGUAAAACCCUUUUACGCAACAAGAUUUCUGGGCCUUAGGAAUCUUUUUGAGGUGCGCAGACUUGACUAUGAAAGGUGCACUUUUUCCAAGCGUAUAGUAGUGAAUGGCUUUAAACCACAGAAUCUUCUCCAUAUUUGGCAUGACUUUCAGAAGUCUGAAUUUACAUGUUGAUACAGACUGCCUUCAUCAGAUUGAAAUCCUAAAAUUAUAUUAGCAGUACCUUGAAGCUGCUAAACUAAUGUUUAUGAGCCUACACUCCAUUCCUUUAACAAGGUUCACAUCACUGUGAUUCAGUACUCAUUCAUGUUCAAGAGAGAACAAAAUGAAGAACACUUACAAAAAAGGGGGAAUGUAUAAGAAAAAAAUAAGAAUAUAACAAUAUAAAAAUAGCCUAUAUAAAUUAUAAACAAAUAAUCAAUAUGUGAUGUGAAACUAUUCCUUAAAUAACAGACACAAUUACAAAGACUUUUUUUUUCGCCAAAUGCUGCUAUCAUCCUCCAAAGCAAAAGAGUAAAAACACUAGGAGAAAUGUGUGAAAUGGGUAAUACAUGAUGAUGGAGGAUGGGACUUCUAAAAGGCAGCUGAUUUAAAAAGUCAUAGCGGCCUUUAUAGAUAUAGGCUAUCAGCAGUUUAUUUAUUUUUUUAUUCAGAUUGCACAGUUACAUUUAUUUAAACUGACUAUGCUUGUUCUUCUUGUUUUUCUGUCUGUCAUGAAACAUACAUAGCAAAUAUGAUUGUAAAAGAGUUAUUGGUCACCAAUGCACUUUAAACAAUAAAAGUAUUAUUUAUUUUA
Molecule: messenger RNA, 1987 nt
Organism: Megalobrama amblycephala (Wuchang bream)
Lineage: Eukaryota; Metazoa; Chordata; Actinopteri; Cypriniformes; Xenocyprididae
Gene: b3galt8
Product: beta-1,3-galactosyltransferase 8
Exons: 1
Coding region: 358-1365 (335 amino acids)
Cellular component (GO): membrane
Molecular function (GO): N-acetyl-beta-D-glucosaminide beta-(1,3)-galactosyltransferase activity
Source: RefSeq, a predicted model, not a curated record